Messenger RNA from Cannabis sativa, 522 nucleotides. RefSeq lists its product as uncharacterized. The coding region runs from base 1 to 522 and encodes 173 amino acids. Lineage: Eukaryota; Viridiplantae; Streptophyta; Magnoliopsida; Rosales; Cannabaceae. The record is from RefSeq and is a predicted model, not a curated record. The transcript is spliced from 3 exons.
AUGAUAUGGGUUCUUGUUAAUCUUCGUGAAGGUCAUGAUGUCCCAAUUGAUUGCAGUCAUGAUAAGAUUGUUUCUACUCUUAUCUCUCAACUGGGUCAGAUCUUUGCUCUCAAAAAGUUGGGUCUUGUAGACUACUUCCUCAGUAUUCAAGUUACUUCAAUAGAAGAUGGAAUUCUAUUAUCUCAAACGAAGUACCUGAACAAUCUUUUACACAAAUUCCAAAUGCAAGGAGUCAAUUCUCAAAACUCCCCAAUAAAUGAUAGUCUUCGAUUAUCUUUAUAUGAGGGUGAUCCUAUUACUGAUGUUACACUUAAUCGAUCAGUUGUUGGUGCUUUGCAAUAUAUUUCCGUCAAGCGCAUUCUUAGAUACUUGGCUGUAACACUUGAUUUUGGGUUACUCAUCUCUAAAGCUUCACAUUUUCAUCUUGAGGCCUUUUGUGAUGCAGUCUGGGAUUCGGAUCUCGAUGAUCGUGGUCUACAACUGAGUUUUGUGUGUACUUACACUUGUUUCCUGGGGGUCUAA